Molecule: messenger RNA, 4358 nt
Organism: Arachis ipaensis
Lineage: Eukaryota; Viridiplantae; Streptophyta; Magnoliopsida; Fabales; Fabaceae
Molecular function (GO): RNA binding
Source: RefSeq, a predicted model, not a curated record
UUGUAACUUUGCGCUUUACCUUUUGGUUGUUAUUAUAUUUUUCCUCCUCCUCAUUAUUAUUAUAGAGAGACACUGAGGCCUGCUUCACAUGUGGUAGAUUAAGGUUUAGUUCUUAUUCAGUAGAAUAGAAAACACCGAUCAAUUGAGUUAUUUAUCGUCAUGAGGACCCGAAAUGCUGAUUCCUCUUCCAAAUCCACAACCCCGAAGAAGGCACCGCCGGCGAGAAAAACCGCCGCAAAAUCCGCCGGAGAAUCCCCUGCAGCAAAGCGCAAUUCCACCGUCAAAACAAGGCAGAUCAAGAAGAAGGAGGCCUCUCCCGCUUCCAACUCGAUUCCCGAUUCCAAUCCCGAUGAGCCGAAUUCAGAUGAGGUUGUUACCACUACACCGUGUUCAAAGAGGAAGCCAGGGAGACCAAGAACUAAAGCAGUUGCCACACCUAAGCUGGAGGAAGAACUGAAGGCAGUGGCUGAUGAAACUCUAGUUGUGGAUAACUCUGGGGAUGUGGAGGAAGCGGAAAAGCCUCAAAAUGUUGAAGUUGUCGAUGCUGAUAAUAUCGAUCACGAGAAAGAGGGGCACCUGGAACAAGUUGUUGAAUGUGUUGGACAAUCUGAAGAGAAGGAACAAAAGUCUAUGGAAGUGGAUGAAACUGUGAAGGGAAACAAUGCAGUGGAGGCUGAAGCGACUGCUUCUCAGGAUGCCACUAUGUCUUCCAAACAACCUGAGCGAACUCUUGUGGACCUAAAUAUAUCGGUGAAUGAAGAUGAUUCUAUGUGUCAAAAGGAGGGAGAGAAAGAAGAUGAAGAGUUGAAUGAAAGGGACGGUCGGGAAGAGUUGAAGGAUCAGGAACAAGAGAAAGGAGAUGUAGAGUUGAAAGAACAAGAGGGAGAGAAAGGAGGGGAGGAGCUGAAGGAACAGGAGGCAGUGAAUGUAAAGGAAGAACUGAAAGAAGAGGACGGAGAUAAAGGAAAGGAAGAAGUCAAAGAUGACGAAGGAGAAACAGCAAAGGAAGAAACAAAGGAAGAGGAAACAAACAUUACUGGACACAAAGAAUGCUCUAAUACUGAUAGUGCAGUAAUGAAAGACCAGUCGAAGGAAGAUUUUAAUACUAGAAAAGUUGGUGAUGAAGUGACAGAGAGCAGUGAAAGGCUGGAUUUUGAAGAACAUGGUGGGGAGGAUAUUGAGGAAGAUCCAGAGGAAGGUCCAUGGGAACCUCCUGAAGAAAAUGAGGCGCUCCAAGAGGAGCAUACGGAAUUGGAGGCCAUUGCAAACCAGCGAAAGAGUAACAAAGAACAUGAGAUAUUUGUUGGAGGGCUUGACCGUGAUGCUACAGAGGAAGAUCUGAGAAAAGUUUUUAAGAGGAUUGGGGAGGUAGUUGAUGUCAGGUUGCAUAAGAAUUCAUCAACAAAUAAAAAUAAGGGCUAUGCAUUUGUGAGGUUUGCUAAUAAGGAACAUGCUAAGAGAGCAUUGUCAGAAAUGAAGAACCCAGUUAUACGUGGUAAAAGAUGUGGGACUGCACCCAGCGAGGAUAACAACACAUUAUUCUUGGGAAAUAUUUGCAAUACGUGGACGAAAGAAGCUAUUAAACAGAAGUUGAAGGAUUAUGGUAUUGAUGGGGUUGAAAACAUUACGCUUGUGCUAGAUGCUAAAUGUGAAGGAUUGAGCCGUGGCUUUGCAUUCCUUGAGUUUUCUAGUCAUGGUGAUGCAAUGCUUGCGUACAAGAGGCUUCAAAAGCCUGACGCGAUCUUUGGGCAUCCUGAGAGAAGUGCCAAGGUAGCCUUUGCUGAGCCUAUGCGUGAACCAGACCCAGAGAUAAUGGCACAGGUUAAAUCUGUGUUUAUUAAUGGUCUUCCUCCUCACUGGGAAGAAGAUCACAUCAGGGAGAUGCUUAAAUCUUAUGGUGAAAUUGUAAGAAUUGUACUAGCAAGGAAUAUAUCUACAGCCAAGAGGAAGGAUUAUGGAUUUGUUGAUUUCUCAACACAUGAAGCUGCUGUUGCAUGUGUUGAAGCUGUAAAUAAGUCUGAAUUGGGUGAUGGGGCAUCAAAGAUAAAAGUGAGAGCUAGGCUAUCAAAUCCGGUGCCUAAAACACAAGCUGUAAAAGGUGGCAUUUGUGGUGGGUUCCGAAUAGGUCAUGGAAGGAGUGGAGCCUUUGCAAGAUCUGGAAGGGGUUAUGGGCGGGGAAGGCAGCCCUUCAACAGCUGGGGAAAUAUUAACAGGGGUAGGGGUGUCUAUCAUGGUGGACCCAGGCAAAUAGGGAGAAUGGAUUUCCGGGAUGACCUUGACUUUAAUAUGUAUCCAGAUUACCAUCAUAGGCAAUUUGGUCCUGAAGGAGCUAUGAGGGGUGGACAUUACCCAAGUAACAGAGGUGCUGCAUUUGCUGGUCCUGGUCCACCUAGACCUUAUCAUGAUAGAGCAUGGGGUAACAUCCCUGCAGAAGGCCCGAGUGAGCCUUUUCCUUUAAGGAGGCCAUAUUCCCCAGGCGGACAGUUCAACAGGCCAUUUUCACCGGGUGGACAGUUCAACAGGCCAUUUAUGGGAAGGCAUUUUGAUGAUCCGUAUUUUUAUGAUGACAAUGUGCAUGGGAUGAAACGCCCAUUUUAUAUGACUGACCCUGAACCUGAUUAUAUGGGAGCUAAUAGACUUCGCCCACGAUUGGAUUAUGCAGAUCCAUCUUUAUUUCACGAAAACCGUCACAAUGAUUCUUAUGGAGCUGGCAGCAGACAGUACCCUCCUGAUUGUUAUGGUUCUGAUUAUGGUAGAGGGCCAUAUUCGUCUUUUUAUGGAGGUGAUAGCUCACACGGGCAUGGAUACUACUAUUAGUAUGGAGAACCAUUGGUGGAUCUUGAUUGUGAGAUGGACAUCUUCAACUCUGAGGAUGCAGCUUGAGCAUACAAUUUUGAAGUUGCAUAUUUAUUUAAUUCUGCUUUUAUUAAUUGGUUCCCUUUAUAUCUAUCUAUAUAUCUGUAUAUAUAUCGUUACCUGAUAGGUGGCAUAGACUAAGUGAUUUAACGUGUCUGGGGUAGGUUAAAUCUCAAAUCUUGGAAUAAGGAUUGGUAUGGUUGUGUGGACUGGACUAGAUAUCCAUAGUUUACAAAGGUAUGAUGACAUUGAGGAUGCAUUUGAGGAUUCCUUGUUGAGUGACCAACAUAUUAUGAUUCAUCAAGUUGAUUGUAACGCAAAAUAUUCCUUAUAGGAGUAUGGGAUACAAAAUAUUUCAGGUGAUGGAUUUAUCAUUUUAUAAAUGGUUAGAUGGCUUUGAUAUUUGGAUAUGCUUAUGGGAGGCUCUUGUGAUCCUAGUAAAGGUUGUAGAGUGUUAAAUUUCCUUUCUCAAUUUCAUGAUAAGGUGCCAUAUUAUUAAAUCUAGAUUGACCCCUACCUUUGGAUUUCUUUUGAUCGAGUGGGAUCUGUCAAACUAUAAGUUGAUAUACACAGUAAGCAGCCUUUAGAUGGAAAUGCCAUUUAUUGAAAUAUGUGCAAGAUUAGACUAUGGACUAUGCAUUAACAGCUUGACCUUCAUUUGAAUGAUGAUAUUCAUGGAUGAUAUUAUGGAGAAAACAGUUUAUUUGUUUGGUUCCUUAUAAUAUUAAAGUCAUUGCUAAUUUGAGUGUCCUUGAGGGGUUGUCUUCAAGCUUUUGAAUUUUUUUUCCUUGGUCUGUAGAAUUGACACCGGAUGAAAAUAAAUCGUCGCUGAUUCAGUAAAGGUUAUUGAGGUUGCUUCUUUCUGGAGUUUUAUAGAAUCUCUUUUUUGUAGUGGAUAAGUGGUAAGUGGUGAAAGGAGAACACUAUCUGAACUAGUAUGGACCCUUCUUUGAUCAGAGAGAAUUUAAUGAUUUGGCUGUAAAAUCCUCAAUGGAUUGCGUAGUAUCAUUAGUUCAUUGGUAGGAUUUAAUUAAAAGUGCAAUGGUAAACCAGAGCUCCCGAAGGUGUAAUAUGUUAUAGCACCUUAAAAUUUUCAUUAGGUGCGGAUACGAUAGCAUCUUGAUCUUUUUAUAGAUUUUGUCCUUUUGAAAGGUUGGGAGGAGAGGAUGGGUUUUUUUUUUGGUGACUUGGAGGAGAGGAUGGGUUUAGGGUUUAGGGUUUAGAAUUUAGGAUUUUUUUUGGGCCUUUUGUGGAAUAUAUUAGGCUAUAUACAUUAGUGAUGGUAGUAGUCAACUUUGUUUUAUUAUUGUAUUUUAACCUACGUGUGUAUAUUUUGAAUUCCUUGGUGUCAAAUUGAUGACUUCUGCAUUCUUCACUGCUGUGUUUUCUUCGCUUUCCCUGGGAUUCCUUUGCAUACAGGAAAAUGGGUUUGUCUCAUCACCUUAUGCAUUGAUGGUAUAGGGUAUUAAUAAAAUUUUCUGUUUUAUAUAUUUGUUUAUUAU